Messenger RNA from Desarmillaria tabescens, 1556 nucleotides. RefSeq names its product FAD dependent oxidoreductase. The record is from RefSeq and is a predicted model, not a curated record. The transcript has a single exon. Gene Ontology annotation, cellular component: cytoplasm. NCBI's taxonomy places the organism in Eukaryota, Fungi, Basidiomycota, Agaricomycetes, Agaricales, Physalacriaceae. The coding region runs from base 1 to 1494 and encodes 497 amino acids. Gene Ontology annotation, molecular function: oxidoreductase activity.
AUGGUAUCGUUAUUCUCACUCCUCCGAGUGGCUAUCGACACUAUACGAGAGAUCGUGUCUUCAUACCGGCGUGUCACGAAGAGGAUAAGGCAGUCUCCCGGGCUCCCAGUAUCGAAUCCCACCACACCGUUCUGGUCUAUCCCAGCGUCGCCUAUCCAAAAAGAAGGCUCAUCAGCGGCUCUGCCUGCAAGUGCAGAUGUAGUGAUUAUCGGGUCUGGGAUAACAGGCACAGCGUUCGCGCGUACGCUGCUUGAUGCGGAUGGGUCGUUGGAAGUAGUGAUGCUGGAGGCGAGGGAUGCGUGUUCUGGUGCUACAGCGCGGAAUGGAGGACAUAUCACGCCACCACUGUACCAUGAUUAUCUGGAUUUGAAGGAGAAGUACGGGGCAGAGGCGACGAAGCAAAUCAUUCAAUUUAGGCUGUCGCAUCUGGAUGAGCUGAUUAGCGUCGCAGAGGAGGAGGGUCUCAUGGAAGAGAGUCAGUGUCGCAAGGUGGAAACAUAUGAUGUGUUUUUCGACCAAGAGGUGUUUGAGGAUGCAAAGGAGAAGUUGGGGCGUUAUUUGGAGGAAAUGCCAGAUGAGAAAGGUGGCUGGGGUACAAUGGAAGGGUCGGCAGGGAUGCAGCUUGCAGAUGGAGUGCGCGGGGUCAUCUCAACGACGGGAGGGGCGGUGCAUCCGUAUCGGCUCGUCACGGGAAUCCUCUCAAGGCUGCUCAAGACAUACUCGUCCUUCCGGCUGUACACCCAUACACCAUGUUUCUCCAUCGCCGACAACAUUGUUCACACAUCCCGUGGUGAUAUUCGCGCCAAACACAUCGUGCAUGCUACGAAUGGCUGGACAUCCCAUCUCCUCGCACCGAUGCGAGAAAAGAUCGUUCCUGUGCGAGGGCAUAUGACUGCACAACGCGCAGGAACAGGCUUGGACAACGGAUGGCAUGGUACCCGGUCGUUUGUGCUAUACCCAGGCGCGUCAGAAGAUCGAUGGGACUACCUCACCCAACAGCCGCCUGAUCCUGCGAGACUCGGCGAGAAACCACAUGCAGAGUUCAUGUUUGGAGGUGGUAUCGAGUUGGGCACGCCGUCCUUCUUUGAAGCUGUCGGGUGCUCUGACGACAGUCAAGUCGAGUUUCGAACUUCGGCUUACCUUGGUGGGGCACUGGCAGCGUAUUUUGGGAAAUGGUGGGGAGGCGAGUCGGCUGAUUUUGACGACGAUGAGCAUUUUGAGAAAGGACGCGUGAAGAAGGCGUGGUCGGGUAUUCUGGGUAUAUCUGCGGAUGGACUGCCUUGGGUAGGUAGUAUCCCCUCGAAGGUGUCGGGCAGGUCAGGAGGGAGAGAGUGGAUUGCGGCAGGGUAUUCCGGGGAGGGAAUGGUUCACGCGUGGAUGAGUGGAAAGGCGUUGGCGUACAUGGUGCUUGGGAAAGAUGUUGAUUGGCUCCCUGACCUGUUUCGCGUUACAGAGAAAAGGUGGAAGAAAGCAAAUAUCGCGUCUUGGCUGUAACAAUCCAUCUUGUAGAUGUACAAAAAACUACGCGUUGUGGCUGUAAUAAUCAUAUGUAUGUU